CAGAACGAGAGGCUGAGCGGAGCAGCGCAGCAUUCACAGCUCCUGCAUCCUGCAGAUGAGUCUGCUACAAGGAAGAGAGGGGGGAAAAGCGAUCCUGCCUCACAGAGAAAAAGAGUCACAGAUGAAGAGAGGCAGAAAGGGGAUGAAAAGCACAGAGGGAGAAAGAGGGCAAAAUGACAGGACCUGAGUAAAAGGUGCUGCCUGAGGAUAACUGCAGCGAUACUAAAUCUGGAGCUGUCAGGACAACCCUCAGUGAGCCAGCGAGUGAGAACGCCAAGGAGAGGAGGAGAGAAGAAGUGGAUUUGAAGAGCUGAUCUUAUCACUCUGAACAAGUAAAGAUGGGAACCCUGAAAGGCUCUCCAUCACCAGAUCAAACUUCACAUCAGAGAAAAGCCUUCAGAUCAUUGGUUUGAAGCUCCUUCUUCAGGGAAGUGACAAAACAGAGAAGAGACAUAUCCUAGCAGUUCCAAAAGCUGGUGGAACAGACCUCACACAGGACUCUUGCUGCCAAACUGCUCAGAGUGGCUCAAAUCUCUCCUGUCCUCAUCCCCCUCAGCCCUCCAUCACACCUGGCUACUCCUGCUGGAUGUCUUCUCUGCAUGCUCUCCCACUGCUCAGCAGUUGAACACACUCAUGGUCGAUGCCAAGGGAAGGAACAUGAAAUGUCUGACUUUUUUCUUAAUGCUUCCUGACUCGGUGAAAAGCAAGUCAAGCAAAAGCUCCAAAAAAGGGAAUGCCAGUGGCAGCUCCAAGCUGCCCCCAGUCUGUUAUGAGAUAAUCACCCUGAGGAGCAAGAAGAAGAAGAUGUCCGCGGAAAUUUUUCCCACCAAGAAGCCGGCAUCCUCCACCACCACCACCACGGUGCAGGAGUACCAGCAGCAGAACCUCAACAACAACAACACGAUACAGAACUGCAACUGGCAGGGACUCUACUCAACUAUAAGAGAAAGAAAUUCAGUGAUGUUCAACAAUGAGUUGAUGGCAGAUGUUCAUUUUGUCGUGGGUCAGCCUGGAAGGACCCAACGGCUGCCGGGCCACAGAUACGUACUGGCUGUAGGCAGUUCAGUGUUUCAUGCCAUGUUUUAUGGUGAACUUGCAGAGAACAAAGAUGAAAUUCACAUACCGGAUGUGGAACCAGCAGCAUUUCUGGCAAUGCUAAAGUAUAUAUACUGUGAUGAAAUUGACUUGACUGCUGACACCGUGCUGGCCACUCUCUAUGCUGCCAAGAAGUACAUUGUCCCUCACCUGGCACGCGCUUGCGUCAACUUCCUAGAGACAAGUCUGAGCGCCAAGAACGCCUGCGUGCUGCUUUCCCAGAGCUGCCUGUUCGAGGAGCCGGAAUUGACACAGCGCUGCUGGGAGGUGAUUGAUGCCCAGGCUGAGCUGGCAUUACGUUCGGAGGGUUUCUGUGACAUUGACUCCCAGACCCUGGAGAGCAUCCUACAGCGAGAGACACUCAAUGCUAAAGAGAUAGUGGUAUUCGAGGCUGCACUUAGCUGGGCCGAGGCCGAAUGUCAAAGACAAGAGUUCACAUCUUCUACUGACAACAAGCGUAAGGUCCUGGGGAAGGCCAUGUACCUUAUACGUAUCCCUACAAUGGCUCUGGAUGACUUUGCCAAUGGAGCAGCCCAGUCUGGCGUGUUGACGCUUAAUGAGACCAAUGACAUCUUCUUGUGGUACACAGCAGCCAAGAAGCCUGAGCUUAAGUUUGCAAGUCAACCGAGAAAGGGCCUGACGCCGCAGCGCUGCCACAGAUUCCAGUCCUGUGCCUAUCGUAGCAAUCAGUGGCGCUACCGCGGCCGCUGUGACAGCAUACAGUUCGCUGUGGAUAAAAGAGUUUUUAUCGCCGGGUUUGGCUUGUACGGAUCUAGCUGUGGCUCAGCAGAGUACAGUGCCAAGAUAGAGCUGAAGCGUCAAGGUGUGCUGCUGGGACAAAACCUCAAUAAAUACUUCUCUGACGGGUCCAGCAAUACCUUUUCAGUAUGGUUCGAGUAUCCAGUCCAAAUUGAGCCAGAUACCUUCUACACUGCGAGUGUUGUUCUGGAUGGAAAUGAGCUGAGCUACUUCGGACAGGAAGGGAUGACAGAGGUACAGUGUGGUAAAGUGACAUUCCAGUUCCAGUGCUCCUCAGACAGCACCAACGGCACCGGGGUGCAGGGAGGGCAGAUUCCUGAACUUAUCUUCUAUGCUUGACAACACGUGUAACUAUUUCUCUCAUUUUAGUGCACUUACUGAAGCAGAAAUGUAUCACUUUGUGCAUAACAGAAGGUGUUAUUUUGUUGCAGCUUGAUGUUAGACCCGUGAUAUGUUUUCUUUACUUAUUUUGACAUGACGAAUGGUCCAGCUCCUGGUCAAUUUGCCCCGUCACCAUUUCAUAAUGGACUACUAGCAUUUUAUUGGCUGAAUUACAUCAGUGAGUUUUUAAAAAAAAUUAUAUUUGCAGUGCUUUCAUAAAUUCUGAAAAUAAAUUUCUAACAUUUUGAAAAAUAUUUUCUGAACUAUUAGGAGAGUAUAUUUUGCUCCUUGACAACCAAUUUUAAAAAUAUUUAUUUUAUAUUCUACAGAUUAAAAACAGCUAUCUAAACACACUUUAUGCAUUUUUUUUUACUUAACACUGAAAUACACUGAGCCUCUUGUUUAAGUCAAUCAAGCGGAACAGAGUUAUUUGUUAAGAAACUUUAAGCAAUUAGUGAAAAUCCAAAUGUUAAUGUCAUUGCUUUGUACACUUCUGAUACAUUUUACAAGAUUUGACUUAAAUGGAGGUGAAAGUUGAUGUGUUUUAAGGGAACAUCCCAAAUACACAGCUCCCUUUUGUGACAUCACGUGAAGAUCAAGGAAGGAAGGUUCUGUGUCCCACAGAUGACUGUCAAUUAUUUGGUGCAAAAUAAUUGACCUCAGAUUUAAAGCAAAAGACAUUGUGAAGAUGUUGGCUGUCAUUAUCCACAAUAAAACCAGAAAAAAUGGUUGUGUUUUUUAUGUAGUGUAUAUAUUUGCUUUAAAGAAUUACUUUAAAUCCUUGGUUACCAAAGCUGGUUCAAAAUAGUCCUCUGGUGGGUAGAAAUUGAUGCACAGGUAGUAUGAAAGACCCUGCAUUGGAUGUUUCUAUUUCAUACUAGAAAAAAGUUAGGCACGAAAAGGUGAAGGAGCAAAGUAACCUAAACUGGACCAUUUCAAAUAAGUUGCUGAGUUGUCCAAAUAAAUAAACUGCCCUGAUGUCUUGCUCUAGAAUAAACAAACAAAAAAUUCCUUGCACUACAGGUGCAUGUACAGAUGAACAUAUGUAAAUUUUGAAAAAUGUAUACGAUGCCACAGUUGUGGCCUUUGUUGGCUGUAUAGAUAUCUUAUAUAAUAAAAAAAUGUUACAGUAUGUUUAUUAUUUCUAUACUUGCACAGAGUGCACAUAUAUAUGAGCAAUACUUGAUUGAAUGGUGAUCAUUUUAUUCCAGGAGUCUCUGGAUCCUUACCAGGGAGAUGAAAAAUACUGUACAGCUUUCAAAACCAACCCAUGUUUAAGAUCAUACACAUGGUUUGUCUAAUGAAUAUCAGUAAUGAGUAUUAGUUAUUUGCUUUUAGGUUGUUUAAAAUGGACUGCUGCCUUUACAAUAUUGUUCUGGAAGCAUUAAAUAACACCUUCUUUAAAUAACAUUUAUCUGCAUUCACACCCUCUUCAAACCAUCUUAGGAGGACCUCUUGCAAAACUAGGGCUGAACAAUAUUAGGGAAAAAAACAACAAUACUGGCGAAUGUUGAUAUUCAGCUCAAAUUUAGUUUCUUUUACUUUGGAAAUGAAACAACUAGGUUAUAAUUGCUUAAUGAUUUGACCAUAAUGCCAUCUUCUUAAUUUUUGUGCUGCAUUAAACAAGAGUCUCUAAGUAUUACAAGAGCUUGAGUGCAUGCUGCUUGAAAAAGUAGCCAACACUUGUUGCAGUUCUGGCAGUUCUUUGCGAUAUUGAGUAGAGUGGUAUUGCGAUAAAUUUGCAAUAUAUUGUGCAGCCCUAUGCAAAACAAUACCCUCAUUUCCAAUGCUGUUUUGCCUCACAUUUACAAAAUAUGAACAGGAAAAGGAAAUGGAAAUGAUAAAAUCCCAACUAAUCUCUUAUUAAUGCAUGAGCAAGGUUACAGACCUCAUUCAAGUAAUUUUCAUCAAGACUUACUAUGAGAGGGAAUGCAACAACAUGCCUGGUUAAAGACAUGUUUUAAAGUUUAUUUUUCUUCUUCAGAAAAUCUUUGAACGGUAUAACUUAUGUUGCUAUCCGUCAUUGUCACUAUGUAGCCUCAUGUAUUCGCCUUAAUCCAGGAAAGCAAGGUGUCUAAAUUUUUUUUUUAUUUAUUUUUUGCUUGAUAUUUGUUUUGCUUGUAAAAUAGAAAGCUGACUAAUGUGGAUAUGUCUAGAGGCAAAUGUAGAACUUAAAUCCUCACCAUUCACCACUUCCUGUUGAAAUUUUGUCCAGCCAUUUAUCCAUAGUGAUCUCCACUGCAGCACUCACAACAUGGACAGACUGGAUCUGUUACCAUAUUAUAUGUAUGUACUACUAAUUACUGUGGCACCUUGCUUUUGUUUACAGUAAAAUAAUGAGUUGAACUGCUGUUUAUCUGCUGAACUUUGUUAAAAAAACUUAUGUGCACUGGAAAUGAUGGAGCACUCCCUCCUAAUGUGAACAAAGUUUUUGUAUUCAUGGAGCAUAUUACUGCACAGUUGCACUGAUGCUGGCUUGUGAAUAUGUUUGUUUUGCUUUUUUUGCUCAUUUCUAAUGCAGGUAAUUUUGGGGGGAUUUACUAUGCUACUGAAUAUUCUUUCUGGUGAAGGAUAAAAGUCUUCAGGCUUGUGUGCUGGUGAUAAUGGAUGGGUAAACUGGUGUACAUGUCCUGUGUUGUAUGUGCUACAGUACUGCAAGACCAGCGAAUGUGUAUGGUUGUGUAUGAUGCAAAUAAACAAAAGUUGUACAUACGCA
This is a messenger RNA of Xiphophorus maculatus (southern platyfish), 4951 nucleotides long. RefSeq names its product BTB domain containing 3 (gene btbd3b). The transcript has 4 exons. Gene Ontology annotation, molecular function: protein binding. The record is from RefSeq and is a predicted model, not a curated record. Lineage: Eukaryota; Metazoa; Chordata; Actinopteri; Cyprinodontiformes; Poeciliidae. Gene Ontology annotation, biological process: neurogenesis; cerebral cortex development; dendrite morphogenesis. The coding region runs from base 634 to 2193 and encodes 519 amino acids. Gene Ontology annotation, cellular component: cytosol.